AUUAAAAAAAUUUUGUUUUAAACAGAUAUAUAUUUCUGAUACAUAAAUAAUAAUAAUUAUUUUUCAAAAUAUGCUCACUGGACUAACACCSUCCACCACCAUUCAUCAUCACGCCUAGAAAACAACAAACGAAUAACAAUAACAAAUCGACGAGAUCAUACGUCGCCUGGCGAGCGCGAUUUUGAUAAAAAUUAAAAUUUCUUAAGUACAAAAUACCUACAUUUUUAUAAAAAUUGUCUUGCUGUUGAAUCCUAUUGGAAAUAACUUUUGCGAUGGAUUCUGAUGAAGAUGCAUUAAACGAUAUAGACUCUGGCAAUGAAUCUAGUGGAGAUGAUGUGGAUUUUGCAAUGGAGGUUGAUGUGCGACACGAACGUGAAAAAAACCAAGACAUUGAUGAUUUUCCCUUUGAAGUUUUGUCCACAGACAAUAUUGUUCAACAUAUGAUUGAUUGUAUCAAAGACGUGAAUACUGUGCUUCAAAUGCCUGCUACAACAACUCGCAUUUUGUUGAAUCAUUUUAAAUGGGACAAAGAAAAGUUAAUGGAACGGUUUUAUGAUGGUGACCAGGAUAAAUUAUUCUCUGAAGCUAGAGUAAUAAAUCCGUUUAAAAGGACUCAACCAAUUAUACAGAGGCCAACAUCUACACGCAGUAGAGGUACUCCUGGAAUGGAAGAUUGUGCUAUUUGCUUUGUAAGGCUUCCAAACAAUAUGAUGACUGGAUUAGAAUGUAAUCAUCGAUUCUGUACACAGUGUUGGACUGAAUAUUUAACGACAAAAAUUAUUGAAGAAGGUGUUGGUCAAACAAUUGCAUGCGCAGCAAGUGGUUGUGAUAUAUUAGUAGAUGAUGCGACUGUUAUGCGAUUAGUCAGAGAUCCAAAAGUUCGAAUGAAAUAUCAACAUCUAAUUACUAAUAGUUUUGUUGAAUGUAAUAGACUAUUACGUUGGUGUCCAUCACCCGACUGCAAUAAUGUUAUUAAAGCCCAGUAUAUUGAUUCAAAACCAGUGAUCUGUCGAUGUUUACAUGUAUUUUGUUUUGUAUGUGGAGAAAAUUGGCAUGAUCCUGUUAAAUGUAAUUUAUUAAGGAAGUGGAUCAAAAAAUGUGAUGAUGAUUCAGAAACUUCAAAUUGGAUUGCAGCUAAUACUAAAGAAUGUCCUAAAUGUAAUGUUACUAUAGAAAAAGAUGGUGGUUGCAACCAUAUGGUUUGUAAAAAUCAAAAUUGUAAAACUGACUUUUGUUGGGUAUGCCUUGGCCCAUGGGAACCACAUGGAUCAUCAUGGUAUAAUUGUAAUCGGUAUGAUGAAGAAGAAGCUAAAGCAGCCAGAGAUGCUCAAGAAAGAUCCAGGGCCGCAUUACAGAGGUAUCUUUUCUACUGUAACCGUUACAUGAAUCAUAUGCAAUCACUUAAGUUUGAACACAAGCUUUAUGCUAGCGUUAAAGAAAAAAUGGAAGAAAUGCAACAACAUAAUAUGUCAUGGAUUGAGGUACAAUUUUUAAAAAAAGCUGUUGAUAUAUUAUGUCAAUGUAGACAAACACUCAUGUACACUUAUGUGUUUGCAUACUAUUUGAAAAAGAAUAAUCAAUCAGUUCUUUUUGAGGAUAACCAACGAGACUUGGAAAGUGCUACAGAAACUCUGUCAGAAUAUUUAGAAAGAGAUAUCACUUCAGAAAAUUUAGCCGACAUUAAGCAGAAAGUUCAAGAUAAAUAUCGUUAUUGUGAAAGUCGGCGAAAAGUGUUGCUAGAGCAUGUUCACGAAGGUUACGAAAAAGACUGGUGGGAUUACACAGAAAAGUUGUGAACUAGUCACAUAUGUCUKUGAUAUAAAAUUAAGUAUACAUACAAAAUACAACACAUUUACACAAACAUGCUUAAAGAAAUUUUAACUACCAUAGAUCACAUAUUAUAUAUAAAUAUAUAUAUAUAUAUGUUUAUGUACUAAAAAUUAUAAGUCAGGAAUUUUAAAAUAAUGAACAAUUGUAGCUUUAUUUACUAUAUAUAUUUUUAGUAAUUAAUACAUUCGUAAUUUAUAAGUAGCAAUGUCCUCGCUGUAUAUCUUAUAUCAUGAAUAUAAUUAUUAAUUUUAUUUUUUAAUUAUUCAUAGAGUUAUAAUUAUUUAAGGCUUUUUUGGUCUUAUUUCCAUUAUUUCAAUAUUGUCGAUGAGAAAAAGUAUCAUCUGCUUGACAUGAUCAUUUCUUAUCAUAAGUUUUAUCCUUGAUGGAAAAAUUUACAUUUUUAAUAAUUGCUCAUUAUUCUAUGUAAAUGUUAUAUACUUACUAGGAUGAUUAAUGUCUAAUUUCUAGUAAAAUCAAUUUGUGUAUCAGGAAACCAAAAACUUGCAUUGUCCAAUUAAAAUAAAUUUCUCGGAACAGUUUAAAUAAAAAUGAAAAUAUAUUUUCAGGGUA
Diuraphis noxia (Russian wheat aphid) is the source of this 2400-nucleotide messenger RNA. It is a transcript of the gene ari-1, whose product is annotated as E3 ubiquitin-protein ligase ariadne-1. Gene Ontology annotation, molecular function: ubiquitin-protein transferase activity; zinc ion binding. The record is from RefSeq and is a predicted model, not a curated record. Gene Ontology annotation, biological process: protein ubiquitination. NCBI's taxonomy places the organism in Eukaryota, Metazoa, Arthropoda, Insecta, Hemiptera, Aphididae.